UGAUAUAUUCGUUAUGCCAUUAAACGACGGAUCGCUACCAAUGUCGUGCGCAGGUUUAAACGUCUGAGUAACCACUAACAGUGUUGGGCCAUUUCACUGUGUGUAUUUUGUUGUGAAGCACCCGCGUGAACAAGAGUUGAAUAAGAAGACACAGUCGGCGUAGAACGGGGUCUUCCAAAAUGAAGGCUGUGAAGACGUGUCUCCACAACACUGUACACAAUCGUAAAAUGAGACGAUACAGCUUCUGGCUCGUGUGUGCGACACUGUUCUGUCUGGUCCUGUUCUUUAACCACUUCACCAUUCACAGCAUUUCAAAAUACAUCACAAAGUACGAUGCUUCUAAAGUGGUGGAAAACACAGACGGAACAAAAGACAGAGUGCGACACCAGCGGUCAGUAGACAUGCCAUCAGAGUUAUCUCUACCUAAGUUAAACAUUGAAUCACAAAAUGCUUACCAAGAUUUGCGGUCGGACCUGUCUCCGUCUAUUGUUCAUUACAUCUGGAGUAAACGCGGCUAUUUUGAAUUCAGACACUAUCUGGCACUAAAACGAGUUAUAGACAUAGUGAAUCCGGAUGCAGUUUUUUUUCAUUUUACUUAUCUUCCGGAGACGGAUGCAGAACAAUAUUACAUGUGGUUUAACCGGAUACAGAAGGAAGUUUCUCAUUUUGUCAUGCACAAGAUCAACACAACUAACGAACUCACUCCUCUAACUCGGGUUCGUCUGGCAGUGAUGCUGGUGCACGAAUACGGAGGAAUUUACGUCCCGGAAAGUUCUAUUGUCACGGGUCUUCCCGUUUCUUUACGAAGCUUCUCGUUCGUCUCCGGACUGAGCUCAGCAGACAUAGCCGUCGGGUUUUCUGACGGGUUGCUGAUCGGGAAGAAACGAGGCUUCGAUAGACCGGAAACAACCGACCAGGUGAUGUCUCUUCUGGAUCUAGAAGACGAACAUCACACGAGAGUCAGAUCCUGCUGUUCGGAGCCUCAAACCACGGAUGGAUUCAACGCCGGCGCAGUCUGUAUAAACAUACAGAGACCGUUACACCCUAAAGACAUCUGGUUUAACGACACUCAGAUCGCGUUGCUGGGGAAGCUGACGAUGUAUGGAGUCUCGCAGGUGAAACCGGCACACGAUGCCAAGCGGCCGAUCCCGAGAAUAUCUCACUACGUCUGCGUGAGCGCCUGCCAGAUCACAUUCCUCGGUUACCUCAGCAUGCUGAGCGCCGUAUACGUCGCAGGGUUCAGCUACGUCUACAUCCACGGGCCGGUGACGCCCUCUGGCGACUGGUGGGAGAGGCUGUCGAAGCGACCGCAGUUCGUCUAUCUUUACCGGGAGAUUCACGAAUCCACACGAGAUGGUCGGAGCAUUUCGGAAAGUCUCGGCACGAAUCUCAUGCGACUUCACAUCCUGCUCAAAUACGGCGGCGUGUACCAAGACGCGAACACUUUAUGGACUCAGUCGAUCCCCGACGAUCGUUUCGAGUACGAGGCUGUUGUCUCCCCUGACUGGCACACGCACGGCGCAUGGCCGGAGUCCAUUAACCACGGGGUGAUGAUGGCGAAAGAAAACUCCGAGUACAUCCGCCAACUGCACACGAUGUUCGUGACACAUCGGGAAGAUCCGCCGUGGUUCGUCGAUCACUACCUGUCGUACAGGAUCAUAGAGAUGCAGCCAGAGUUGGUGUUCAUCGACCCUCACCUUCAGGUGAAAUGUCUCAACCACAACUGUCAUCCCACCUGGCAGCCAGGGUACCGGUCCACUCUGCUUCAGAACAAGCCCGGUCAGGAUUUCACGUGGCAGAACGAGACUAUUUCCGUCCACUGGGUUGACAGUUUUCCUGACCUGAACACGGACAUGGUCCGCUACACGAGCGGACUAGCUAUAGAAAUAUCCCGGUUUAUACUCGCAUCUGCGGGCGUGCCAUUAAAUUCUAUUUGAUUUAA
Messenger RNA from Gigantopelta aegis, 1942 nucleotides. RefSeq lists its product as uncharacterized. Lineage: Eukaryota; Metazoa; Mollusca; Gastropoda; Neomphalida; Peltospiridae. The record is from RefSeq and is a predicted model, not a curated record. The coding region runs from base 180 to 1937 and encodes 585 amino acids. The transcript is spliced from 2 exons.